ACUAAUUUCGAACACCUGAGAAGACUGAGAGAGUUUUUUUCUAGGUCUUUCGUUGUUCGCCGGAGAAGCUUACCGGAGGAUGGAGAGAAUCCAUGUCUCAGUCAGGGCGCGGCCGCUUUCGUCGGAAGACGCGAAGACUAGUCCUUGGAAGAUCUCUUCCGACUCAAUUUUCAUGCCCAAUCAAUCUUCUCCCACUUUCGAUUUCGAUCGGAUUUUUAGAGAAGAUUGUAAAACCGUCGAAGUGUAUGAGGCACGGACGAAGGCGAUUGUUUCUGCCGCCGUUUGUGGAUUUAAUGGAACCGUGUUUGCUUACGGGCAAACUAACAGUGGCAAGACACAUACAAUGCGAGGCUCCCCAAUUGAACCUGGAGUCAUCCCUCUUGCUGUACAUGAUUUGUUUGACACUAUAUAUCAGGAUACAAGCAGGGAGUUUCUGUUGCGUAUGUCGUACCUGGAGAUAUAUAACGAAGAUAUAAACGAUCUGUUGGCUCCUGAACAUCGAAAACUACAGAUUCAUGAAAAUUUGGAGAAAGGAAUUUUUGUUGCUGGACUGCGAGAAGAGAUUGUUGCUUCCCCUCAACAAGUCCUUGAAAUGAUGGAAUUUGGAGAAUCUCAUCGGCAUAUUGGAGAGACAAAUAUGAAUCUUUACAGUAGCAGAUCGCAUACUAUUUUCCGCAUGAUUAUUGAAAGUAGACAGAAAAUGCAAGAUGAAGGUGCUGGCAAUGCAUGUGAUGCAGUCCGUGUUUCUGUUCUGAAUUUGGUGGAUCUAGCUGGUUCAGAACGGGCUGCAAAAACCGGUGCAGAGGGUGUUAGGCUGAAGGAAGGCUCACAUAUAAAUAAAAGCUUGAUGACACUUGGGACGGUUAUUAAAAAAUUGAGUGAAGGAGUAGAAAAUCAAGGUGGUCAUGUUCCGUACCGGGACAGCAAGCUUACAAGGAUCUUGCAGCCUGCUUUAGGUGGAAAUGCAAAUACAGCUAUUAUAUGCAACAUAACACUUGCACCGAUUCAUGCAGAUGAAACCAAGAGCAGUCUUCAAUUUGCUAGCCGAGCACUGCGUGUCACUAACUGUGCCCAUGUCAAUGAGAUAUUGACUGAUGCUGCUCUACUAAAGCGCCAAAAGAAGGAGAUAGAGGAGCUCAGGUCCAAACUAAAGACUUCUCACUCUGACCGUUCAGAAGAAGAGAUUCUUAACUUGCGCAAUACCUUGUUGAAGUCUGAAUUAGAGAGAGAACGGAUAGCACUUGAGUUAGAAGAAGAGAAGAAGGCACAAGCUCAGAGGGAAAGAGUUUUGCAGGAGCAAGCAAAAAAAAUUAAGAACUUGAGUUCAAUGGUUCUCCUUUCGAAUAGAGAUGAGAAGCGUGAGCAGGAUCACUUUAAGAAGGGAAAGAGGAGGGAUACAUGGUGUAUUAGUAAGGUUUCACGAGACUCCCCAUCAGAGGUCCAGUCUAAUGUUUUGUCAAGGGGGUCCUCUCUUGAAACUGCAAGAUCAGAUCGUGAGACUGGUCCACUACUUCCAUUUUCGGAACUGGUAAAUGAACCUUUACAGAACAUUAACGAGGAAGACGAAGAUAGUAUCAAUGAAGCCCUUGAAGCUUCUGCACUUCCAGAUCCAUGUUCUUUAGUGAAUGUCACAAGCAGAAAGAAGCCAUCAAUCAAGCAGAAAAGUCAUGUAGUGGUUGAAAACGAGUCAGAUAGAAUUCAAAGGGAAUAUGAGGAUCUCUUCUUGCAAUUCGAAACCGAGAGAAUCAUCAGCGAAAUACAAAUUGAGUUUCUUAAGGCGAAGUUGGGUGAAGAAGUUAUAUCUGGUGAUAGAAAAUGCAAGCAAUUAGAAGUCGUUGGCAACGUGCAUGUGGAUGAACAUGUUGUAAACUUAAGAGAUCCAGAAUCUAUUCUUCUCAUUAAGCAACUCCAAGAGAAGAUAAACAUUCUGGAGUUGGAGAAAUCUUCAAGCAACCAGAGUCUUGAUGAUCUUGUCACUGUAGCUACUAAGCAGAAUAUAUGUGCCAGGGAAAAACUUGCUGAGAUUGAAGAAGAGAUUCAUGCUGCUAGAGAAGAGACCCAGGCGGCUCGUGAACAACUUGUGUCCAAGGAGUCUGAAGUUUCUCAUGUGCUUAAUGAGAAUCUUAAAUCUUUGGUCAAUGUAGCAACAGAAGUUGAAGUCUUAGUGUCUGAAUUUCAAAAAUCUAAAGCGUCAGUGGAAACCGUAUCUUCAGUUAUGGAUGAGGGUCUCCAAGAUUUUGCUUUCUUCUCUUCUUUGAUACAUGACUUCACAUCGUUUAUGCACCAAAGUUUUGAGCAACAUGCUUCACAAAUCAGCAGCUACCAGAACGUCCAAUCUUGUCUGAAACAAAAAGUUCUUGAUGUUGAGAAUGAGAAGCUUCUUUUGCAAGAGCAGUGUUCUGGUCUGCAGAGCCAGAUAGAAGAACUUAAUCAGGAAGCUCAAAAGCAUGAAACGUCCUUAAUGAUGCUCUCGGAACACCAUGAGUCGGAGAGGUCAGAUCUCCUCUCUCACAUAGAAGAUCUUGAGAAGGAUAUAGCGAGUCUGUCAUCCUCUUCCUUGGCCAAAGAGAAGGAGAACAUAAGAAAAGAUCUUGAGAAGACGAAAACAAAGCUAAAAGACACUGAAUCCAAGCUAAAGAAUUCCAUGCAAGAUAAAACCAAGCUAGAGGCCGAGAAAGCAUCUGCUGAGAGAGAGUUAAAACGCUUGCAUAGCCAGAAGGCCCUCCUCGAGAGAGACAUCAGCAAACAUGAGUCCUUUGCUAGUAAAAGACGCGACUCUCUUAUUGCUGAGAGAAGUACUAACCAGUUGCAGGAAGACUUUAGACAGCUUGAGGUCCUUGCUUUUGAAAUGGAAACAACAAUUGCUUCCCUGGAGGAGGAGCUGGUUGCUGAACGUGGAGAGAAAGAGGAGGCACUAUGUCGAAAUGACGGUUUAGAUUCAGAAAUUGCAGCUCUGACAGAGAAACUGGAGCACUCAAAUACCCAAUUAGAAGAUCUGCAAAAAGAUGUCACAGAGCUUGAAGACUUUAGACAGCUUGAGGUCCUUGCUUUUGAAAUGGAAACAACAAUUGCUUCCCUGGAGGAGGAGCUGGUUGCUGAACGUGGAGAGAAAGAGGAGGCACUAUGUCGAAAUGACGGUUUAGAUUCAGAAAUUGCAGCUCUGACAGAGAAACUGGAGCACUCAAAUACCCAAUUAGAAGAUCUGCAAAAAGAUGUCACAGAGCUUCACCUGGCAAACUCGCUUUUGGAAAUGGAGGAGGAGAAAGCAAUAUGGAGCUCGAAAGAAAAAGCUUUGACAGAGGCCAUGGAGGAAAAGAUCAGAUUAUAUAAUAUACAAAUUGAGUCACUAUCAAAAGAAAUGUCAGAGGCAAAGAAGCAGCUGGAAUCUUGUCGACUUGAAUGUGUAACUCUUGCUGAUAGACUUAGAUGUUCUGAGGAGAAUGCAAAGCUGGAAAAAGAAUGCAGCAUGGAGAAGUCUCUGGAGAUUGAUAGAUUGAGUGAUGAACUUCGAUCAGUUGAUGCUGUGAGUAAGCAAACUCAAGAGGUUCUCAAUUCUGAUAUCGACUCUCUAAAGUCCGAAGUGCAACGGGCUUGCGAAAUGUCGGAUACACUUCGGAGAGAGCUGAAUUAUGCCACAAGUGAGCGCCAGGGUUUGUUAUCUCGCAUAGAGGAGUUGAGUAAGGAAUUUGCUUCAUCAAAUUGUUCGCAGAUUGAAAAUGCAAAAAAUCUAACUGAAGAACUGACUCCCAGAAUCUCAAGCCAAGAAGCCAAUCCGUUUAAGGAUGCAGCUGCAGAAAACAAGGAGAAGGCAAAGCUAAAAAUGAGACUCAGAGGGACGCAAGCACGCUUAGAUGCAAUAUGUCUAAGGCACAAACAGUCUGUGCAAGAAAUAGAACUUAUGAACAGGAAGUUCGAGGAAGCAUCUACAAAGCUAAAGGAGAAGUUAGCAUCAAAAGCACUCGAAGUGGUCGACCUCAAGAAGCAACUUUCUGCUUCUUCAAGAACAAAGCGGUGAAGUUAAAAACAGCUUAAUUCUUAAGUAGUUGAUUCACGGCUAGUAAAUGUAUUUUAAAGCUGUAAACUUCUUAAGUGAUUCUUGGCAUAAUCACAGAGAAGUGAUGUGAUUAUGCAAGAGUCCAAUACAUAUAUAAAUUAUAAUGGAUAGAUUAACAAAGUACA
This is a messenger RNA of Camelina sativa (false flax), 4179 nucleotides long. NCBI's taxonomy places the organism in Eukaryota, Viridiplantae, Streptophyta, Magnoliopsida, Brassicales, Brassicaceae. The record is from RefSeq and is a predicted model, not a curated record.